Molecule: messenger RNA, 931 nt
Organism: Heterotrigona itama
Lineage: Eukaryota; Metazoa; Arthropoda; Insecta; Hymenoptera; Apidae
Source: the annotation of a GenBank genome assembly
AAAUCGUGUACCGCGCCGUGUCGAAACGGACAUCGCGAUUAUGUACACUGAUAGUGAUCAAGCUACGAUCAAUCGUGCGUCCUGUUUUUUGAACAUGAACGACACACAGAAUCAGAACAAUUUCGAUUUUGUACCAAAGUCUGAUUACAACGAGAAAUGGCACCUGGGAAAUAAAUGUCUUUUUCAUAAUCAACAAUUCCUCGAGGGGGACAAGUGUGAAACGAACAAACUAGCGUGUCCAGUAUCGUGCGAUCUUUGUUUGCACUUCAAAGAGAAAUUCAAGUCGAAGAGAAGCGGAGGCACUUUGAAUCAGAAAUCAGGCGAUUGGAAAUCUGAUGAAAAUGUUGUCAAGAAUUCCUUGGAAUGUAUCGUACAGAAACCUUCGAUUACCGAAUGGAGAUGGAAAAAUCCUUAUAGCGUUUCUGAUUUUGAUCGAUCGAAACGUUGGUCUCGACGUAAUUUUACUUCAGGAGAUGACUUUACAACGAAUUUGUUACGCGAUUUAUGUAAUAAAGAAGAUCGUUACAAAAAUCCUGUGAAUGAUGAUACUAAGAAGAAUUUCUUGUACAAUUUCCACGAAUAUUUGGUCAAUUACCAAGAAUCGUGUGGCGUUCCACGAACAGAAUAUUCUUUUUCGACUCUUAUUAACACGAUGGGUCGAGCAACAGGUCAAUCUCUUCUUGCGUUGUUGUAUGUCAUGCUGAACGUUAUACCUGUUAUUGAGGUAUUCCUACACUUAUUGCGAUUCGUUCUGGACAAAGUGAUUAGCAUAAGCAACAGCAAGGACUUCCGGCAAACGAUCACUCGAUGUUUAGUAUUCACGACAGAAUUAUUUAGUGUCUAUAUAUGUCUAAUAUUUAUAUUCGGUUUUAUUGUCUUACCAAUUGUACACAUGAUAAUUGAUAUAAUAGCAAAGAUCAUGCUCUAUAAU